CCCUUAUCUUUCACUAUACGGAGAAUAUAAACCCUAAUUAUCCGCCAUGACUGCUCUACAAGCUUCUCUUCUAUGCAGACCUUCAUGUUCGCAUUUAUAUGAUCCAAAACGUCUUUGUCUUUCCACUAUUAAUAUCCAUAACUCCUAUUCUUUGACAUAUUUCUCAUUCUCAUCGUCUAAAUCUCGUAAUUGCAAAUCCCGAUUCCACCGGCAUCGUCCUUUAAUUCUCCGUGCAUUGCAGCCUGAAAACUCGAAUUCAAGCUCUGGAUCGGACUUAUCCGGGAAAGAGUGGAUUUUGAAUACUGAAAACUUUCAGAAUGGAGAUUUAUCCGAGAAAUUUCAUAGUGAGGACUCAAGAGCGGAGCCGGAGGUCUCAGUCGUAGAAGCCGAGACAGCUAAGGAAAUGAUCUCCGAAAUGGGGGUAGUACCAGAGUCUGGCAGUCCACUAAAGAAAGAAAAAACGGGCAGCAAAUUUCCAUUGAUGGUGUUUCUACUUGGAGUAUUGGCGUCGGCAAGGAAAGGAUUCGAAAAGCUUGCAUCUUCAGAAUGGUUGAAUUGGUGGCCGUUUUGGCGGCAGGAGAAGCGGUUGGAACGGCUUCUCGCUGAAGCUGAUGCAAAUCCGAAAGACGUGGCAAAGCAGAGUGCUUUGUUGGCUGAGCUCAACAAGCACAGCAGUCCUGAGUCUGUGAUCAAGCGUUUUGAAGAAAGGGAUCAUGCAGUAGAUAGCAGAGGAGUGGCUGAAUAUCUUCGAGCUCUGGUGGUUACCGAUGCUAUAGCAGAAUAUCUUCCAGAUGAGGGAUCUGGAAAACCUUCUGGUCUUCCUACAUUGUUGCAAGAGUUGAAGCAGCGUGCAUCGGGAAACAUGGAUGAGCCCUUUGUCAGCCCUGGAAUUUCGGAGAAGCAGCCAUUGCAUGUUGUAAUGGUUGAUCCUAAAGCAUCAAAUCGAUCAGCACGUAUAGCACAGGAGCUCAUCUCAACUAUCUUGUUUACUGUUGUUGUUGGUCUGAUGUGGGUGAUGGGUGCAGCUGCACUUCAAAAAUAUGUUGGUAGUUUAGGUGGGAUAGGUACGUCUGGUGUUGGCUCAAGUUCUUCAUAUGCUCCAAAGGAGUUGAACAAAGAAGUAAUGCCAGAGAAGAAUGUAAAGACCUUCAAAGAUGUAAAAGGUUGUGAUGAUGCAAAACAGGAACUUGAGGAAGUAGUGGAAUACCUGAAAAACCCUACAAAGUUCACUCGCCUUGGGGGAAAGUUACCUAAGGGAAUUCUUUUGACUGGAGCACCUGGAACUGGAAAGACUCUGCUUGCCAAAGCUAUUGCUGGAGAAGCGGGUGUACCUUUUUUCUACAGAGCUGGUUCUGAGUUUGAGGAAAUGUUUGUUGGGGUUGGUGCUCGGCGUGUACGGUCAUUAUUCCAAGCUGCUAAGAAGAAGGCACCAUGCAUCAUUUUCAUUGACGAAAUAGAUGCUGUUGGGUCCACUCGGAAGCAAUGGGAAGGCCAUACAAAGAAAACAUUGCAUCAGUUGCUUGUUGAGAUGGACGGUUUUGAGCAAAAUGAGGGCAUAAUAUUAAUGGCUGCAACAAACUUGCCAGAUAUUCUUGAUCCAGCUUUAACAAGGCCUGGUAGAUUCGACAGGCAUAUUGUUGUUCCGAGUCCUGAUGUACGGGGUCGCCAAGAGAUAUUGGAGCUCUAUUUACAGGACAAACCAUUGGCUGAUGACGUGGACAUCAAAGCAAUUGCACGUGGUACCCCUGGGUUCAAUGGUGCAGAUCUGGCGAACCUGGUAAACAUUGCAGCCAUUAAAGCUGCUGUUGAAGGUGUUGAGAAGUUAACUGCGACACAGCUUGAGUUUGCGAAGGACAGGAUAGUUAUGGGUACUGAGAGGAAAACAAUGUUCAUAUCAGAAGAAUCUAAAAAGCUCACUGCAUAUCAUGAGAGUGGUCAUGCAAUUGUUGCAUUCAACACCGAUGGUGCACACCCCAUUCAUAAGGCAACAAUAAUUCCACGGGGGUCUGCAUUAGGCAUGGUUACACAGCUCCCCUCAAAUGAUGAGACAUCAGUUAGCAAGAAGCAGUUAUUGGCACGUCUUGAUGUUUGUAUGGGUGGGAGAGUUGCCGAAGAGCUUAUCUUUGGUCUGGAACAUAUCACAACUGGAGCAAGUAGUGAUCUUCUAACAGCAACUGAGCUUGCACAAUAUAUGGUAUCAACUUGCGGAAUGAGUGAAACUAUUGGUCCAGUUUAUAUUAAAGAGCGACCAGGUUCAGAGAUGCAAUCACGCAUUGACGCGGAAGUUGUUAAACUCCUGAGAGAAGCAUAUGAUCGUGUGAAAGCCCUACUGAAGAAGCAAGAGAAGGCAUUACAUGCACUUGCAAACGCACUACUUGAGUAUGAGACACUUGGUGCUGAAGAAAUCAAACAGAUUCUUCUUCCUUCCGGAGAAGGCCGGCUUUCUGAGCAACAAGAAGAGUUUGCAUUGACUUAAAAGCUGCACUCUGUAAUGUAGAUGUAGUCCCCAAUUUAGCGGGAGCAAUGUACAGUUUAUGCAAAGCAUUUAAGGUAUUAAUUUAUAAAAGUAUGCAAUUUUCCAA
Molecule: messenger RNA, 2582 nt
Organism: Telopea speciosissima
Lineage: Eukaryota; Viridiplantae; Streptophyta; Magnoliopsida; Proteales; Proteaceae
Product: ATP-dependent zinc metalloprotease FTSH 11, chloroplastic/mitochondrial
Exons: 17
Coding region: 47-2476 (809 amino acids)
Biological process (GO): proteolysis
Cellular component (GO): chloroplast thylakoid; membrane
Molecular function (GO): metalloendopeptidase activity; ATP-dependent peptidase activity; ATP binding
Source: RefSeq, a predicted model, not a curated record